AUGAGUAAGACAGGAGAGACGGAGAGCCCAAAGGAUUCCGGAAAAAGAGGAAGGCCGACUUUAGCUGAACAGCUUGGGAAGUAUAGUUCGGGCAGCCAAGGAUCAUUGCUGGACUCUUUUAACAGAAAAAGAGAAGAAGCAGAAGAAGAAAGAAGAAGAGUGGAGAAAGAACUGAUAGAAAAUUUCCAAAAAGCAAGAAGAGUAGGAAGAUCACCACCGCAAGAAGCUACGGAAGGGGAAGGAACAGAAAGCGAAGGAACAGAAGGCGAACUUAAAGACAUAAAAAUGUACAAGUUAGACAGAUUGCCUGAGCUUGUGGUGACAGUGAAGAAGGACACACAAGAUAUUAAGAAACAAAACGAAUCCAUAAAUAAGGAAAUAAGAGAACUAAAAGAAGAAUGGAAAAGAAAGCAAGAAGCAUGGGAGAGAGAAUAA
Messenger RNA from Osmia bicornis bicornis, 435 nucleotides. RefSeq lists its product as uncharacterized. NCBI's taxonomy places the organism in Eukaryota, Metazoa, Arthropoda, Insecta, Hymenoptera, Megachilidae. The record is from RefSeq and is a predicted model, not a curated record. The coding region runs from base 1 to 435 and encodes 144 amino acids. The transcript has a single exon.